Messenger RNA from Thlaspi arvense, 222 nucleotides. Lineage: Eukaryota; Viridiplantae; Streptophyta; Magnoliopsida; Brassicales; Brassicaceae. The record is from the annotation of a GenBank genome assembly.
AUGAUCGAGGUGGUGCUAAACGAUCGGCUAGGGAAGAAGGUGAGGGUGAAGUGCAACGAGGACGACACCAUCGGAGAUCUGAAGAAGCUCGUGGCGGCGCAGACCGGAACCCGAUCCGAGAAGAUCCGGAUCCAGAAGUGGUACAACAUCUACAAGGAUCACAUCACUCUCAAGGAUUACGAAAUCCACGACGGCAUGGGCCUCGAGCUCUACUACAACUGA